GUUGCUGUCAAAUAUAAAGCCUGCAAAAUCAUUCGCUCUUACUGUAGCGUCAUUUACAAAUAGUUUGUGUAAUUCUACCAUUUUGUAUGUUAAGCAUCAAUUCUAAAGCAGCUUACAUCCUGUAUUAAAAUGUACCUUUAAAUCUGGUCAUUUAUUUAAGCUCGUAAAAGCAAGUUUAACGCCUUAAUGCAAUGAGGUAUACUGCAUACGUACUGCAUAUAUAAUGAAUAAACGGCGUAGAUCUGUACGGAUUGUCGUGGCGCUUGCAGACUGAUCCAUGUUACAAUAAGAUCAAGCAGGUUACGAAAACCAGCGGACUCUGUCGCGGAAGUCCAGGGGUUGCACACCUUUACAAUAGAUAAACGCAGAUUUGCUAUUGAUAUGCGAGGGCUUUCUGUGUAGGCGCCAUUAGAGGAUUUCUGCACGGUAGAUGCCAGGUUGCAUGACUGAAAUAACCCUUUGCACUAAACGAAUACACUUGUAGAGCUGCACCAACGUCUUCUUAACCAAGAGGGCUAAUUUAUCUGCCUGGCGAAAGGGAUUCUGGAUGCGUUUAGUAAAUCCCAGGUUUGAGCGAUUUCAGCACAGUUAAGUUAACCGAGGACACGGUCUUGGAAAUGGACUUCAUGAUUCGCGCUGCCACGCCGGAGGACUGCAAAGAUAUAUCGCGGAUGAUCAUGGAAUUGGCGGUUUAUGAGAAUAUGCCUGACCAAGUGAAGAUUUCACAUGAAGUGCUGGAACAAGAUGGAUUUUGCAAAAAUCCUUUCUUUCACUGCCUUGUUGCAGAGGUGGCAGAACAGUACAGAACGACAGAGGGUUAUACAGUGAUUGGCUAUGCCCUGUUCUUCUACACAUACAGCACAUGGAAAGGCCGUUCCGUGUACAUGGAGGACCUCUAUGUCAUGCCAGAGUUCAGAGGUGAGUUUCCAGGCAAGGGUGUUGGCACGGCAUUAAUGAGUAAGGUUGCUCAGGUGUGUAAGGAGCAGCAGUGUGUGCGUCUGCAGUUUUCCGUGCUUAACUGGAACACUCCAUCUCUGGACUUUUACAAAGCCAAGGGUGCCCAGGACCUGACAGACAGCGAGGGCUGGCAUGUACUGCGAUUUGAUGGGGAGGCGCUGGACAAACUAGCGCAAAUGGCACCCAAAAAUUAAUGUUUGUAUCAAACAUUGUAAACAAGUUGGGAACCAAAUUAAGUGCACCAUGAAAUAAAUAUCCCAAAGUGUA
Molecule: messenger RNA, 1224 nt
Organism: Paramormyrops kingsleyae
Lineage: Eukaryota; Metazoa; Chordata; Actinopteri; Osteoglossiformes; Mormyridae
Gene: sat2b
Product: spermidine/spermine N1-acetyltransferase family member 2b
Molecular function (GO): N-acetyltransferase activity
Source: RefSeq, a predicted model, not a curated record